Messenger RNA from Racocetra persica, 239 nucleotides. The record is from the annotation of a GenBank genome assembly. NCBI's taxonomy places the organism in Eukaryota, Fungi, Glomeromycota, Glomeromycetes, Diversisporales, Gigasporaceae.
GACGUGUGAAGGGAAUCUAUCUAAUUGGGAUGAAUGUAAGACGCAAAUUAGUAAAUUCCCGAACGCACGAUAUAAAACAUUUUACGAUAUGAAACAAGCUCAAAGUUUUAUAGAAGGAAAGGAAGAAUGUGCCGUUGAAAUUGAUACAAACAAACUUCGAGUGUGGACCGAUGGAUGUUCGUACGAAAACGGAUCGCCUAACGUUAGAGCAGGUAUCGGAGUAUUCUGGGGUAAAGGAG